Messenger RNA from Paramecium pentaurelia, 1524 nucleotides. NCBI's taxonomy places the organism in Eukaryota, Ciliophora, Oligohymenophorea, Peniculida, Parameciidae. The record is from the annotation of a GenBank genome assembly.
AUGGGCAAUUGUUAUGAUUCAAGAAAGAAUACAGUAAUUUUAGCAUUCGAUUAAGCUGAAUAUACUCAAUUGAAUUCAUAAUUUCAAUAUUACUGUGAAUUAAGUAGUGAGUAAUAAUAUCAAUAUUAUUAGAACUCGUGAUAUUAAAUAACUUAAUUAAAAAUCAUUUGAAGACAUAUUCUCAGAAAAUCCUACAUUUGGAAUUAAGUUAUUUAAGUUCCUUGAAUUGUAUAGUGGAAGCGAAGGUUAUGUGAAGAAAGAACCUUUGUUCGAAUUCUGUAUUAUUAAUAUUACUUACAAUAUAGUGGAGCUCUUAGUGAAGGAUGUUUAAACUACAGUUCCAGUAUUCAAGAAUCUAGAAAGAUUUGAAUUAAUGUCUUUGAUCACUUUGUAGAACUAUAAAUAUGUAAAAACAAAAGAAGAGUUGGCAUAAUUGUAAUUAACUUAUCUUGAUACUCUAAAUGUUAUUAAAGUAUUUCAAAUUAUUCUAUCAUAAUAGGAUAUUAUUAAAAUGUAUCAACAUACACAAAAAAAUACACCAACUAAUGAGAAAUACAUUAAAUCAUUAAUAGAUUAAUUAUAUAGUAUUUAUUUAAUUCUAAAUGUAGAAAAUGAAUCAGGUUCAUUAUCUUGGAUAUAAUUGAUGGAUUUUAUUUCAAAAUAAAUGCCAGGAGCUAAAUAUCUUAUCAAAAAGUAUUUUUAAGCUAAAUUUAUGGGAAAACAAUUUAAUGUAUAUAUAAUAUAAUAAAUUAACAAUUAGAAUACUAUUCCAGUUAUCAAUACUCCAUCAUAUUUUGUAACUGAUGAAUUAUUUUUCCAAUUAUUAUUAAGCACUUAAUCUGUACUUACAGAUUGUAAUUAAUUAACUUUAUUGUAUUCAAAUGUUGCUCAUUAAGGUGGUUUUAAUCAAAUGAUUCAAUCACUUAAAGGUAUUAUGAAUAAUCAAAAUACUUAGAUUGUAAAUUACCUACCAUUAUGUUUUUUUAACAUGAAGAAAAAUAUGAAUAGAAAACUAAAUAAUAGAUAUUUGGAGCUCUUACAAAUCUUAGAUGGUAUGACACUAAAUAAUACUUUGGAACCAAAAAAGAUUGCAUAUUUAGUCUCUAUCCUUAUUUUAAAAUUUAUAGAUCUAAAAAAAGAGGAGAAUAAAAUUAUUGUUUUCUUGAUUCCAAUAAAGGUAUUGGUUUUGGUGGUAAAAAUGGAGAGGGUUACAGAAUCUGGAUUGAUAAAAAUUUAUAGAAUUCAUAUUGUACUCAAACAGAUGAUUCUUAUGAAAAUGGACCUCUAAUAUUACCUUAUGUUAAGAAAUUGUAAAUCAAUAUUAUUGAAAUAUGGGCUAUUUAACAUCCUACAGAUGAAAAUGAUGAAAAUUUUGAUAUAAAAAUAGAUUUGAAAGAUCCACUCUUAUAACAAUAAGAUGAGAUUCAAUUUUAAAAUUCUAAUGCUGAUUUUUAUUGGGUUUAACAAUAAAAAACAGAUUAAAGACAUUCAGGAUAUUAUUGGGAAAAUAGUAAUGUAAGUUGA